AUGUUAUAAUAUGAUACAGACUUCGGCAAAAUAUUUUACUGUAUCUAUACACUUCAUAAAAGCCAAUUGAUUAGCAUAGAUCGAAAGUCUAAAUUAAAGGAUAUGCUUAUUACAUUUGAUGAAAAAAUGACUGCCUUAUUAACUAGUCUGCCCAAAUUAAAUGAACACUAAGUUUAAGAACAUCUCCUCAUGAUGGCUGAUUCUCAAUACGAUUCUAACCCAAAUAUUGAUUUCGAAUUAUCAGAAGAAAACUAUUCAAUCAGGUCUUCUCAUACAUUACAGUAAACUAGAGCUGCUAAACCAAAAAAAAUAAUAAUCGAAAAAAGCACUUAUAAAUUAGUUAAUAAAUCAUAAUUUCAAUAUACUGCAAGAUCUUCUAAAAGAACAGCCACCUAAAAACUCACAUGA
This is a messenger RNA of Paramecium tetraurelia, 408 nucleotides long. RefSeq lists its product as uncharacterized. The transcript has 2 exons. Lineage: Eukaryota; Ciliophora; Oligohymenophorea; Peniculida; Parameciidae. The record is from RefSeq and is a predicted model, not a curated record.